This is a messenger RNA of Seminavis robusta, 1326 nucleotides long. Lineage: Eukaryota; Bacillariophyta; Bacillariophyceae; Naviculales; Naviculaceae. The record is from the annotation of a GenBank genome assembly.
AUGCGCAGUCGAUGGCAAGUGUUGGCAGGUUCUGUAGUGGUGGUUUUCCUCCUUCGCCAGGGAUGGUUGCUUCAACCUAUCAGAGAAGCUCAAACUGCUGAGAUCUUUGAUCUGGAGGAUCCCACGAGUGUUUCCGACCUGGGAGGGCGCAACCUUGCUCACAGUGAGCGUCUCUCUUGGGAGUUGGUACCCAAAAGGACCAACGUCGAGAAUCCGUUGGACUGUCAUGAGACCAGCUCUGGCGGUACCAAUGUCUUAGAGUGCUGUGGAUCAUGGGAAGUUGACGCGGAUGAUUUCUGGAUCCAACACCCCACCUGGGAGAUCACGCGGGAAAAUGCCACAAGCUAUUGCAUGUGCCCUAUUCAAGACGUAGAAAAGGCUGACUUUAUAAGAGAAAUCCAUUGGCGACAGUGGCAGCAGGAAGAUCCUUGCAGAGAAGUUGAGACGUCUAUGCAGCAAAACUCAGGCUUCGGGGCGGCUACUCGUUGGCUGAUGAUGUCCUUCUACCAUGCCUAUCUGGGAAGCAAACCCUUUCAGAUUGAAUGGGGAAAGCGAAGAUGGCUCUAUGCAACCGAGAAUAGAUCUAGCUGGGCCUACUGUGCCAGUGAGGAUAUCACGUGCUACUACCUUCCAAUUUCUCCCUGCUAUCGCAAUGCCACGGGGAAGUCUCUGCAUUAUGAAAGCAGACCCAAUGAAGCAGACAAUAAACAAGCUCGUCAGUUCUUUUGGCUGGGGUCUUACAUGAUGAGGCCUCGGCAUGUGUUUAGAAAGAAGCUAUAUGAAAUGAGAGCUAAACUGAAUGUGACCUACCCAUGCACAACCAUGCAUGUACGGCGUGGCGACUCGGGCUUGCCCCGACCGCCAUUUCGCCGUUAUGCCGCUGUAGCGGAAUACAUUGAAAAGGCAGAGCUUCAAAAGGGUGACACUAUAGUGCUGCUGACAGAUGAUGAAACGACCAUAGAAGAGGUGGAGCGAUUUCACAAGAAGGAUUACAAUUGGGUCUAUCUGGAUCGACCGCGAAAUCGUGGUGUGAAAGCGGGCUUCAAUGGUCACAUACCUUCAGGAGACGAGGGGUUUGAAAUGUUGGCGAUCGAGACGGAACUUCGCAUUGGGGGAUCUUGCGACAAGAUUGUUUGUGGGAGAAGUGGUUUCAUGGAGUCUCUGGUGCAAACGAUGUUGGCUGAAGGAAAGAAUUUCAGUCUGUACUUUGUCGAUACGCGAGUGACAAAGGAAGAAGCAAGGAAGUUCGGAGCGAAGGCCCGCCAACGAGAAAAGAGCCUCUUGAAGGAUAUCGAGAAAGCCAACAAGAAGCUGUCUGCAGGGUGA